Moneuplotes crassus is the source of this 3753-nucleotide messenger RNA. NCBI's taxonomy places the organism in Eukaryota, Ciliophora, Spirotrichea, Euplotida, Euplotidae. The record is from the annotation of a GenBank genome assembly.
CUUCCAAAUUCAACUAUGGCUACGAGCAAGACAAAUCCAUUGGAACCCUAUGAAAAAGGAGAUUUUAUUGGAAAAGGAGGUUCAGCACAAGUCUAUAAAGGGAUCAAUAAGAAGACUGGCGAAAUAGUUGCAAUUAAAUAGAGUUGUAUUGGAUGACCCAAACAAAAAGAUCAUCAAUGAGGAUGGGAAAGAAGGAGAUGAUAUUCAAACAAGUGUCCGUAAAGAGAUUAAUCUUCUCCAAGGACUAGACCAUCCUAACAUAGUGAAAUAUAUUGACAAUAUCUCCAGGAAGAAGAUCUUGUACAUCAUCCUUGAGUAUGUUGAGAACGGUUCCCUCCAAAAGAUCAGGAAGAAUAAAGGAGGAUUUACUGAAACAGAAGUUGCUCUUUAUACUGACCAAAUCCUGAAUGGUUUAAUCUAUCUUCAUUCCAAAAAUGUAGCUCACCGAGAUAUAAAGGGAGCCAACAUCUUGUUAUCAAAGGAUGGAAUUAUUUAAACUUGCUGAUUUUGGAGUAGCAACUCUGCUUACUGAUGCACGAAAGACCCAAACAUUCACUGGAACUUCUUUUUACAUGGCUCCAGAGGUAAUUAACACGACUGGGCAAGCAACAGAAAAGUGAGAUAUAUGGAGCCUGGGCUGCACCAUAGUAGAACUACUGACAGGAAAGCAUCCUCAUCAUAAAAAGAAUGAGUUUCAUGCCUUGAGGCUCAUUGCUGAAGAAGAGAUGCCAAUUCCAGAAGAACUAGGAGAGGAUGUAAAAGACUUCCUGGCUCACUGAUUUGAGAAAGAUCCAAUCAAGAGAAGCAGUGCAAUUGAGCUUUCCAAGCAUCCUUGGAUCACUCAAAACAAGAGAAAAGCAGAAAUGGCAAAGAACUAUCGCUCUCAAAUUGAGUUAGGAGAGUAUAAGAAGAAAGGUAUUGACAAGAAAAGGAUUACUAUGAAGAAAUUCCCCCGACUCAGUACCGAAGAGGUAGAAAAUUUGAGUAUCAAAAAUCUCCCUCAAAAUAGCUUUAUGGGUAGUAAAAAGAAACUCAGCCAAGAGCAGAUCGAAUUUUUAAGAAAAGAGCAGGAAAACCAAGCAAAAAUGGAAGAAUCUAAAUCUCGGCAUAAGAAGACUCCAGCUAUUCUAAAAUAACCCAUUGUUUGAUUCUCAAAAUGUGGCUCCAGAUCCACCUAGAAGACAAGAUUAUGGUCAAAAGAUACGGUAUCCAGGACAUGAAGGAAAUCCUAAUAAUAUUGAAAUGUAUAAUACAGGAAAUAUGGAAGAAAUAGUUAGCACUCCUAUGAAUCACCAAGAAAAUCAUAAUAGCAGAGGAGGAAUGCCAGCACAAGGACUUCCAACUGAUCUCAGACGAGAAAACCCUCUUAUAGGGUUCGCAGGAUCUAAUAAAGGAAGCAAUGGAUCUGGAGGGGUUCCUAAUACUCAAUCUCAGCAUCCUAAUAACACCUCGAAUCAAUCAGAAUUUGGGCACCCUUCAUAUAGGCAGAUUAAGCCUAAAACUGAAGACAGGAAUGCCUUAAGCCAAGAUUGAGGUGUUGAAAUGCAACAAAUGGAGCUAAACAAAGCCUCUUUUGGAGAAAGGAAAGGAUCUGCUAAUCCAAAUUUUCCAGAUUUUGCUUUGCCAAAUGAUAGUAGGAAUAGGAAUUUCAAGCAAAAGAUGGUGAGAUCUUGAGAAACUCAAGAAGACCAAAAUGCUGAGAGAAAUGAAUACAUGAAAAUGUGAAAGACUAAGAAUAAGAUUUAUUAUGAAAGAGGUUAUCAGUUAAAUCAGAGUAACCAGAUGACAGAUUUCCACUCAAUUGAUCAGCAACAGCAUUAUUCAGGAUCUUCCAGAGGAGCAAUGCAGAUAGAUAAAUCAAACUAUAGUUUGAGUCCUCACCACACAAAGGUUCCAUCAAAUAACUCAGGAUACAAUGCUGGAGAGGCUGAUUGGUUGAACAAAAACAUUAGCUACAACAAUUCCUCUCGAAAUGGACGAGGGCAUGCAAAGUUAGAAUUAUUCAACACUGAUCCAGCUAUUAUCCACCACGAAGGAAAUUCCCGAAAUAAAUAUACUAACAGAAUGAUUGCGAAUAAUUACAAUGAUCAAAGAAAUACGUAUGAUAUUGGACAACAAAUGUUCACAAAGACAUCAAAGCCAGGCAACAGUGAGCCAAAGCUAUUUUACAAAGCUCCUGAGCAUAUGAGUUCGAAAAACCUGAAACUCCACAAGAAGAAAUUCAUAAAGAAUUCACACAGAAUGUUACAUUCCUCAGAGACAGAAGAGAGAAAGAUGAAUAAGAAUUCUAACUAUGAUUCUCCUCAUAGUGGAAAUGGAGGAAUGACUAAUACAUCCCAAGAUCUCCACAACCAAAGGCAAAUAAAGUCUGACUACCAGAAAUAUGUGGAGCGCAACUAUAAAAGUGGUGGGAGUGGGAGCAAUAGCGGUGGAGGCCAAAGCAGAGAAAGCAUGGUUUAUAUGAAAAAGAAUCAUUUUUAUCCUCAUAAAGUUAAGCACAAUAUUAGUGAUAUGACUGAUCAAGAAAACAUUCAUUCUAUUCAUGAUGAUAAAAGUAGUAUGUUUUAUACAACCAAGGGCAAUACUACAAGUAUUAAUGUAAGCAGGAGACAUACUGGAAACAGAAACUCAAGAGAUCACCAUUUUCACAAUGUUGACACAAGGAAAAUGUCAGAAAUACAGAUGGAAGAAAUGAAACAGCCGAUAGGAAUAAUUAAUUAUGGUAUAAGAACUAAUAUUCAACACCAAAAGCAAAGAAUGGGAAGUGACAUAUCAACUCAUGAUACUCUGCAAAUACAUGAUUUGAUCCAAGUUAUGGAUAGUCUUGAAGACAUCACAUCCAGAAUCUCUUCCAACGGCAGCUCAUCUAAUCUAGCCAACUCUUCAAUCAGCUUGAGUGGACAGAACAAUCUCAAUGAACAAGAAACAAGCGAAAUAAUUACUCAUCUUGCCAAUCUGGAGCACAUUCUAGCUAAGUCUCCGAACAGAGAAAACCUUCGAUCUUACUUCGUAGAAAAUGAGGGACUCACUCUGAUUCUCAUGCUAUUCGACGAAGCCAGCUUUGAGAAUAACACAGUCACAUUGUACCUUCUCAAAGUCUGAAACGCUCUUGCUGAGUCUGAUGACGAUAGAAACUUCGCAAGACUCGAGCGAAUGUGAAUGGCUGGGUUCCUUCAGCACAUCAUCUCGUUCGGACUCGCAGACUUCUCUCCAGACAUCAGAAACGAAGUGUGUUACUUCAUGUGCAAAAUCCUCACUGCAAAGCGUCCCGAAGAUGAUGACGGCCCAAAAGAGAUAUUGGUCCAGAUGCUGGUUUCAUCAGGGUGAGUGCCCGCAUUUGCAGGCAACAUUUACUGCAACAAAGAUGAGCCCAAAGAUGUUGUCAUGAUCAGCCUUGACAUUUUCAACGAGUUCUUCAAGAGAGUCUCACUCAACAAAUACGACCUGGCCAUCAGCCUGAUCAGACAAGGCAUAUUCGAACGCAUUUCUGUGUUGUUCGACACAUUGCAUGGCAUAAAGAAAGGACCCUACUUGAAGUGCUUCAGUCAGGCUGUCGAACUCAUCAUGAAAAUCUCUUGAGUGAGUUCGGCCAGAGUCAAGACUCUGCUGUGAGACAGCAAAAUACUCGAGAACUUGCUGGGGUACCUGAAGAACGUUGCUAACCUCAACUCGGAUGCCACUCUCAACAUCUUCAAGACCAUUCUGAAUGCUUUCCAGCCCAAGAAGACAGCUGAAAAGCUGCUCAAAUAAAGG